Molecule: messenger RNA, 2419 nt
Organism: Drosophila elegans
Lineage: Eukaryota; Metazoa; Arthropoda; Insecta; Diptera; Drosophilidae
Product: transferrin
Exons: 4
Coding region: 166-2328 (720 amino acids)
Biological process (GO): iron ion transport
Cellular component (GO): early endosome; plasma membrane; recycling endosome
Source: RefSeq, a predicted model, not a curated record
GGGCUGGCUUCAGUCGCCGCCGAUCUUCCAAUGCGAGAGGUUCGGGCUCGAAAAUCCAUACAACCACAAGCGGUUCUCAACGCGACAGUCUAUAACUGACUUAAUCCCGAACUCGAUCUCGAGUAACAAUUAGCGAUUAACGACGAGCGGUUGACGCAAUCAGAAAUGCAGUGGCUUACAUUAAGUUUGGUGGGGCUGUUCGCCUCGUUCUUAUCAAUAUCAAUAUUAAUAUCAAUACCAAUGUGCGUGGCUGUGGAACCGCCCGAUGAUGGCAAAUUGCGGGUCUGUGUGGUGGAAUCGCGUGGCAUUUAUCGGAAAACCCCCAAGUUCUGCCCGCUGCUGGAGGCCAAGAGCAACAUCGAGUGCGUCAUCGGCGUGGACCGGCUGGAUUGCGUGCGUCGCAUCCACAAGGGCACUGCCCACUUUGGAGUGCUCACCUCGGAGGACCUGGUGGCCGCCCGCUGGGCCAGCGUGGAGAUCCUGGUGGCCAGUGAGCUAAGAUCGCACCAGUCGCACUUUGAGUACGAAAUAGUGGCUGUGGUGGACAAUCAGGCCGAUAUCCACACGGUCCAUGAUCUGCGAGGCGCCAAGCUGUGUCAUCCCGGCUAUGGAUUGGGCAAUCACUGGACGGAGGUCCUGGCUAAUUACUUUGAAGCUGCCAUGGUAUCCAAGACCUGUGAUCCGGAACUGACCGUUACGGAGGAUAGGAUUUCAUCGACGGCCAGGUACUUUGGUCCCAGCUGCAAGGCGGGUCCCUGGGUGCCCGAUCCCAAGCAGGAUCGCAUCCUGAAGAGUCGCUAUCCCUCGCUGUGCGAACUGUGCUAUGAUUCGGUCAACUGUGAUCAGAACGACAAGCACUGGGGACGACGAGGAGCUCUCUACUGUCUGACCAGUGGUGGUGGCAACGUGGCUUAUGCUCGUCUGGAUGAUGUGCGCAGUCAUUUUGGGUUAUCUGGCAUUGCGGCUCAGGCGAAUCCCUCGGAGUACAGCUACCUUUGCCCGGAUGGUCAUCUGCAGCCGAUAAACGUGACCAAACCAUGUGUGUGGGUGGCCAAACCCUGGCCCGUGGUGGCCGCACGUCGCACCCAUGCUGCCCAAAUACAGCGUUUGGUCACGGGACUCAGUCAUGACGAGCCGGACAGUUGGCAGAGUGCCCUGCUGAGCCUCCUGGAGACAUAUCACGUUUUUACCGUCCCUCUGGACAAUGUAAUAUCCAUCGAUGACUACCUGGACCAGGCCACCGCCUUCCAGUCGGCCUACAGCUUUCCGGAGUGCAAUCCGCCGAGGUCAAUUAUCUUUUGCACCACGUCCAUCAUUCAGCACAUCAAGUGCUCCUGGCUGCAGGAGGCCUCGCAGGUGUACGGUGUCCAGCCGAAUAUCCAAUGCGUGAGGACCAUGGAUGUGCAACAGUGCCUGGAUGAUACCAAGUUCAAGGCAGCCGAUGUGGUGCUUGUGGAUCAGGAAAUGCGGGUAAAGGCCCAGCGGGAUUAUAAUUUAGUGCCACUGCUGUUUGAGUUCGCCACGGAUAUGCAUGAUCGGUAUGUGACCAUUGCCCUGGUGCACAAGGAUGCCAAGUUCCAGAGCUUCAACGAUCUCAGGGGAGUCAGAGCCUGUUUGCCCUCGUACGAGGGAGCUGCCCAUUUGUCUGUCCAGGAGACGAUAGUGAAUGCCACGGGCAAGGUGCACUCGCUGCACUCCUUCUUCCACCGCGACUCUUGUCUGUGGCAUCCGGAUAAGGGCAGAAAGUGCCCGCUGCACUAUCAGGGUGAUGAGGGUGCGCUCCGCUGCCUUUCCGAGGGCGCCGAUGUGGCCUUCCUCAGUUCGGAUGUGUACAACAAGUAUGUCGAUGGCAACCUCACUGCGAAUUGGUUGGCCAAGGGCAACCACAAGGACUUCCGGGUACUGUGCCCCUACGGAGGCAUUGAAAAACGGUCUAACUUUAAGUACUGCUACCUCCAUUGGACCACCCGUGGCCACCUGAUGACCCACAAUUCUUCACUGACGCGUCACCAUGAGAUCUACAAUUCGCUGCGCGACAUGGAUCAGUUAUUUGGCCGGAAAUACAAGAGUGAGACACGUCCUUUCACCCUUUUCGGCAUCUUUGACAAACGGAACAAUGUGCUGUUUCGGGACACCACCGAUGGGUUGCUGGGCCUCCAGGAGCUGCACCGCGAUAAUGCCAAGCGGGUGAUGGAGCACAUCUACGAUCGGUAUACCAACACCCAGUACUACAAGAACUUUGACGAGAGUGGAGCUUCGCAAUUUAGCUAUAAUUACUGGAUUUUGAUUUUCUGCUUCUUUUUCACGCUGCAGCGUCAAUUUUCUUAGUCAUGAGCACGAAUCUAAUCUUAUUUAUUGUGAUAUUAUGCUAAACUUAAGUUAAGAAUAACAAAGCUUCAACCAGAGCUAUAUCACCAAA